This is a messenger RNA of Cylindrotheca closterium, 2631 nucleotides long. The record is from the annotation of a GenBank genome assembly. NCBI's taxonomy places the organism in Eukaryota, Bacillariophyta, Bacillariophyceae, Bacillariales, Bacillariaceae.
AUGGAGGAUCCUCCUGACGACAAAGUAUCAGGCGACGGCUUUGGAAGCCUGCGUUCCACUUCUCUUCUGUCCCAGUUACCUCCGCAAAGGCGACAUCAACUGCAAGGCGACCAGAUGUCUCCUCUUCGGAACUCCUUCGGUGACAUGAAUCCAGGUGGUACAAGGACCUUGGGAUCCACGUCUUUAUCACUCUCAAUACCAUCGCCGUCGCAAUGGAAUCAACAAUCACGAGGACUGCAAGAAAAAACCUCUGCAGCAUCUUUCAUUCAAUCUUCCAGUACUAAUGUACUUUUGGGAGUUGCUUCAGCUCCAAAACCACGGCCACGACAAACAAUCGAGCAGAUUCGAGCUGCAUUCAAAGGAGCACCAAGAGAGAAUAAGAAAUUUCGUUCUGCUUUAGACGAGUUUUUCGCAGAACCACCAAGCGGAAGACAGACGAUGGCAGACAUCAGAGCUGAUGUUGUGCGCAGACAGCACGAAGAAAGAGAGCGUCAAAUAAACAAAGUCCGGCAAGAAGUGAAGAACAGCAUGCCAGCUUUAGAUAAUAGUUCAUCACUUCAAUCCGACACCAGCAUCCCAACAGAGAAUAUCUCUCUCGUAUCUCAUACCCACGGAAGGCAGCGCCGAUCGGAAAGGAAGAUUACGCGUAAGGAGCUUAAGAAAGCCAUCAAACAUGGGCAGAAAGAAGCUGCCAACCCAGGGCGGGAUGGUUCCACGCGCUGGCGAUACACCUACAACGGGGUUGUCUUUGUCACGGACGAAACCUCACGGCACGAAGUGACUUCUUGGCGCAUAGAUGUAAAUGAUGAGGAUGAAGAUGACUAUGCACCUCCUGAGGUGCAAUUGGCUGGCUCAGAAUGCCAUGCCGUACUCAUCAUUGAUCAUAGCGGUUCAAUGCGAAAUUCGGAUGUGAUUGGAUACGACAGCCGCGCCCAUGCGGUGUACGAGUGCCUAAAGCGAGACUUUGUCCGCGAACAACUCAAGUCAGGAGUGGUUAAGGAUGUCGUUGUAACAGUGAUAUCAAUGAGCAAUGCUGCAACCGUCCUUCUCCACAAAAGACCGCUGAACGGGUCCUUGAUUGGUGAUCUGGAACGCUUGUCCAAACGGCGACCAAGAUCACAUGGCAACUACAUUCCUGCGUUAGACAAAGCUUUGGAAGUCAUGAAAGCUGAUGCGGAAAAUACCUCCAGCCUUUUGUUACUCUUGUUUUCCGAUGGAGCUCCGAGUGAUCAUCAAAGCAGACAAUGCGAUCACGGCAUAGAUGUUUUCCAGAUCAAUAAAGAAAUUUAUCCCGAGAUGCAUCAUGACUCCAAAAUCCAGGCUAACAAAUGCAAGAAUAAGAUCACGAGAGAGGUGAGGGAAGAGUGCUGCCAACGGGUCAAGGCGAUUGGUCAAGUCUUUGGUCGAGACAAGGUGAUUUUUCGAACGCUUGCGUUCGGUCCUCCGAAAGAGAACUUUUGGCUGUUGGAGAAAAUGGCAAAUGUACUUCCUCGUGGGGACUUCCAGAAGCUAGGAUUGGAUGCUUCGAGUCUCAAGACAUCCUUCUCUUCCUUGAGCACCUCCCUUUCAACUCUUCGAUCCGAAGGUUCGGGACUCCGAACCGAAGGUUCGAGACUUCGAACCGAAGGGGGGGAUCGGACGUUGACUCCAAGGUUAGACAAGGUAGUGGACAGAAACCAACAGGUGGAUGUCACGAGCACAGAAAUCUCUGGGCAAGAUGGAUGGUGGAUAUAUGCCUUCGAUGAUUUUAUCGGCAAGUACGAGUUCAAGGGUAACAAGACCUCUCAUGGUCUACAGAAAGUCAACUUGAAGGAUGGAGUCAACGGAAUCGCUUUCUUGCAGCACCCUUUCGCAGAAGGAGCAGAGCGUUUUGUAUAUCGCUGUUCUGAAAUUGUUGCACAAACUCACCACUACAAUUCUGCCGCCUCAAAAGAGAAUCUGGCUGGGCGAUGCGGAUUGCGUCUUGUUGCCAAGGAAGCGAAGGACAUGGAAAACCACCACCAAGGUCGCAAGUUUCAUGAAACUUUUGCUCGGAUUCAAUCAGAGGCAGCUGAGCUUGCACAAGCGUUUACACUUCUUCUACCUCACGCUAGACCAGAAUGGAACGUCACCUUCAUCAAAACACACAUUUAUGGGUGUUAUGACCGCAACUACAAGUACGGCCAAGCUUGGAUCCUGGUCGAACCUGAACUAGAUGGGAAGUUCACCAAAUGGAACAAUAAUGGUGGCGAAAUUAGAGGCCGGCCUAGUGCCCCGGGGAAACUUCCACCUAUGAGUGACAUGGGCUUCUUGGAAGAAGAGGACUCUGAUGAGGAUGAUGAUGAGAUUGGUGCAAUCCAGAAUGAUGAUAUUCCACAAGCCUUUUCUCAUUUUUCUUAUGAACAUUCGAGAGGAAGACAACUUGUGUGUGAUUUACAAGGUGUCUGGAAUGCGGAUGAUGGCUUCAUGUUAACAGACCCGGUAAUUCAUCAUGUGAGCUUGGAAGGGAAAAGACAUACGAAUGGGGCAACUGAUCAUAGCAAGCGAGGAGUGAAGAAAUUCUUCGAGACGCACGUGUGCAACUCUCUUUGCAAAAGAAUGGGACUCGCGAAAAGGACACCGGACAUAUUGAUAUCAGGUUUGGAGAAUUGA